Pocillopora verrucosa is the source of this 1267-nucleotide messenger RNA. RefSeq names its product valacyclovir hydrolase. The record is from RefSeq and is a predicted model, not a curated record. NCBI's taxonomy places the organism in Eukaryota, Metazoa, Cnidaria, Anthozoa, Scleractinia, Pocilloporidae. Gene Ontology annotation, molecular function: serine hydrolase activity.
UCUGCGGUCUUAUAAGGAAAUGUGAUAUGGCAACCUCUUUGGCUCGGCCUUUUGUACGAACCUUUUUCUUUCCUAAAACUCCUAAUUUUAAAUUUAUAUCAAAGAAAACACACCGCUCCAUGAGCAUCGCCUCUUCUAAACUCCAUGUGAACGGGGUCAACAUUCAUUACGAAGUUGCUGGUCAAGGCAGCCAUGUUGUUUUAUGUAUGCCUGGUGCUCUGGGAUCAACGCAAAGUGAUUUUGGUCCGCAGCUGAAGGGACUUAAGGACGAGUUUACAGUUAUAGCGUUUGAUCCUCGAGGAUAUGGAAAAUCGACUCCUCCUAAACGGGAUUUUCCAAUUGACUUUUUUGAAAGAGAUGCAAAUGAUGCUGCGUCUCUUAUGAAGGUACUUGGCCACUCUAAAUAUUCACUUCUGGGAUGGAGUGAUGGGGGAAUAACUGCCAUGAUACUGGCCGCCGCACAUCCUAAAAGCAUCCAUCACCUGGUAGUUUGGGGAGCUAAUGCCACUGUAACAGCUAAAGAUAUUGAGCUGUAUGAAGUCAUCAGAGACACAUCAAAAUGGAGCCUCAAGAUGAGAGAGCCUCUAGAGGCCUUGUAUGGAAAAGAAGGACUCCAAGAGAUGAACAGUGGCUGGAUAGAUGGCAUAAGUCGAUUUUAUACUGACAGAGGUGGUGACAUUUGUACCAGUGCUGUGAAGAAGAUUAAUUGCCCCACCCUGGUAGUACAUGGGCAGAAGGACCCCCUGGUGCCUCAAUUUCACCCUGAGUAUCUACAUGCCAACAUUAAGGGUGCUAAGCUGCAUGUCAUGCCUGAAGGAAGACACAACCUUCACCUUAGAUAUGCUGACGAAUUUAACACACUCGUCAAGGCGUUUUUGAAAGGGAAAUCAAAAAUUUAAACCCAUGUUCUAUUAAGAAUCAUUGUUUUUAUAAAAGAUUAUUUUUUUCCUGUAGAAAGGUUCGGGGUAUUUAGUUAGUUCAACUCUGGCCAAUAUGUCAAGAGAUUGGAUAACAGCAGCAUGUCAAAUUAACAGCAUAAAAGUGCUGAUGAACUAAAAAGAAACAGAAUAAACCUUGAAACACAUGGAUGAGGAAAGGUUGUAGAUUAUUAAACAGAUUUCAUUCGAAUGAACACGCAAAUCUUGAAAGUGAUAAUUGAGCUCAAUCAUUUUUUAUGAAAGUUCUAAUUAUAACGAGUGAAGAUAAGCUUUAAAAGUUAAAUCUUCUGUAAUGUGUAAAGAAAAGGAAACUACUUCAGCUUCCAGAA